AUGGCCAACUUUAUCGAGGUCGUCGAGGCCAUCAUGACCCCCUCGCUCACCACCAUCAUCAUUGGCGCUAUCAUUGUCCUCGGUGCUCCCAUCAUUCUUCACCUUCUCCUGACCGGCUCAAAGACAUAUACCGUCCCUCCCAGCGUCCUCCUCGUCGGUCCCGCCAACGCUGGCAAAACCUCACUCCUUACGCUCUUUGAGCGCGGCGCCACUGGUACCGAGACGCACACUUCUCAAGUGUCGCACGACGUCGAGCUCAACGCUUCUACCGAUUCUGAGCACAAGCACUCGUACCGUAACCACGAUGUUCACGACGGCACCUACACCAAGUUCCUUCUCAUCGAUACCCCCGGACAUGGCAAGCUGCGAAACGUGGCUGAGGGCAAGCUGAACCGCACCGAGAAGCUCAAGGCUGUUGUCUUUGUCGUUGACGCUGCUGCUAUUGGAGAGCCCGAUGUUCUUGCGCCCACCGCUGCGUACCUCUACGAUGUCCUGCUAUUCUUGCAGAAGCGCGCCACCACCAACACCAAGUCCAAGACUUCGAUCCCAAUUCUCAUCGCCGCCAACAAGAUGGAUCUCUUUACUGCGCUGCCAUCGACUCUCGUCAAGACCAACCUUGAGGCCGAGCUGACGAGAAUUCGUGCUUCACGAAGCAAAGGACUUUUGGAUUCCGGUGUUGGAUCCGACGAUAUCGGUUCUGAGGAACAGGAUUCUUGGCUGGGCGAGUACGGUUCUUCCAAGUUCACCUUUAGCCAGCUCCAAGAGUUCGACAUCGAUGUCGAUGUUCUCCCCGGAAACGUCACUGGCGAUGGUCCUGGCGCAGACAAGUGGUGGUGGUGGAUUGCUCAACGCAUAUAA
Molecule: messenger RNA, 858 nt
Organism: Fusarium poae
Lineage: Eukaryota; Fungi; Ascomycota; Sordariomycetes; Hypocreales; Nectriaceae
Exons: 1
Coding region: 1-858 (285 amino acids)
Source: RefSeq, a predicted model, not a curated record